This is a messenger RNA of Varanus komodoensis (Komodo dragon), 921 nucleotides long. RefSeq names its product olfactory receptor 8I2-like. Lineage: Eukaryota; Metazoa; Chordata; Lepidosauria; Squamata; Varanidae. The record is from RefSeq and is a predicted model, not a curated record. Gene Ontology annotation, molecular function: odorant binding; olfactory receptor activity; G protein-coupled receptor activity. Gene Ontology annotation, cellular component: membrane. Gene Ontology annotation, biological process: G protein-coupled receptor signaling pathway; sensory perception of smell.
AUGGUGAGGGAGUUCGUUCCGCUGGGAUUCGCAGAGGGUCCAGGGCAGCAGUUUCCCCUGUUUGUGGUGCUCCUCGUGAUCUGCAUCUUCACCCUGAUGGGGAAUCUGGGGGUGAUCUUGCUAAUCAGGGUCAGCAGCCAGCUUCACACUCCGAUGUACUUCUUCCUCUGCAACUUGUCCAUUGUCGAUAUCUGUUACUCGUCGGUCGUCACCCCAAGAUUACUAAUGAGCUUCCUAGCAGAUGGGAAAUCAAUGUCCUUCAAGGCGUGUUUUUCGCAGCUCUACUUCUUCGUCGCCUUGGUGUGCACCGAGUGUUUCUUGCUGGCUGCAAUGGCUUAUGACCACUUCAUGGCCAUCUGCAACCCACUGCUCUGCUCUGCAGUCGUGUCAAAGAAGGUCUGCGUCCCGCUGGUCGCCGGCUCGUCACUCAUCGGCUUCACAAACGCCAUGAUAACAGUCUGCUUCCUAAGCAGGCUGCAGUACUGUGGCUCUAACAUCAUCAGGCAUUUCUUCUGUGAUACCCCUCCCCUAUUGCUCCACGACACCGAAAUGAUCAUCUCUUUCCUGACUGGGCUAACGGCGGCCGGCUCCCUCCUCAUCAUCCUCUUCUCUUACCUGUCCAUCCUGUCUGCCAUCCUGAAGAUCCGUUCUGCUCACAGCAGACACAAGGCCUUCUCCACUUGCACCUCCCACCUUACAGCCGUCACAGACUUCUACGGGACUCUGAUAUUUACGUAUCUAUGUCCCAACGCAAGCUACUCCUUGGGUUGAGACCAAGCGGCAAGCGUGUUCUACACGGUGGUGGUCCCGAUGUUGAACCCUCUGAUCUACAGCCUGAGGAACAAGGAGGUGAAGGGGGCUUUGAGGAAAUCCAUUUUUAAAAACUCAUUCAACAUUCUACUUAAUUGCACCAUAAGCUAA